UUCCAAUCUGUCAUCAAACAAUAUUCAGAAUCACAAUUACAGAAAAUUCUCAAUCUGACAUACAGUAAUCGUCAGAGCCAUUCUCUAUCGUUUCUGCAAAUAAAGAAAAUGGCGGGACAUGACCCGGAACUGAAGGCGGCGACGACAGCGUACCGGAAUGCCAAGGCCGAGGCGAACAGACAGGAGGAGGCCCGAUGGGCGAACGUGAUCGGAAAUAUAUUGAAGAAUAGAGGAGAGUAUGUGGAGGCCCUCAGGUGGCUUCGAAGAGACUAUGAGAUUUCUCUCAAAUAUUUGCCCGAGAAGCAUUUGCUCCCAACCUGUCAAUCUCUCGGGGAAAUUUAUCUUCGGCUUGAGCGCUUCAGCGAUGCUCUAACGUACCAGAAAAAACACUUGGAGCUCGCUAGGGAUGCUAAUGACCUUGUUGAGCAGCAAAGGGCCAGCACCCAACUUGGUCGUACUUAUCAUGAAUUAUUCUCAAGAUCAGAACAUGAUCAUCUCUCAAUACGAAAUGCCAAAAAGUAUUUUAAGUAUGCUAUGGAGCUGGCGCAGAUUCUUAAGGAGGACCCACCAACUAAUAAGUCUUCCUUUGUCAAAGAAUACAUUGAUGCACACAACAAUAGUGGAAUGCUGGAAAUGGAACUUGAUAACUUGGAAGAGGCUCGGAAAAUCCUAACAAGAGGACUAGAGAUUUGCAAUGAAGAAGAGGUCGGCGAAGAUGAUGAUGGACGCAGCAGACUCCAUCAUAACCUUGGAAAUGUAUAUAUGGAACUGAGAAUGUGGGAAAAAGCUAGAAAACAUAUUGAGAAGGACAUUCAAAUUUGUAACAAAAUUGAACAUUGUCAAGGAGAAGCAAAAGGCUACAUUAAUCUUGGGGAAGUGCAUUACAGGACUCAGAAGUAUGAUGAAGCACAGUCUUAUUAUGAGAAGGCGCUUACUCUGGCAAAAUCCUUGGAAGAUGAGGAUGCAUUGGUUAGGCAAAUUGAUGAAAACAUCAAAACUGUAAAUAAAGCUGUCAAAGUAAUGGAUGAAUUAAAGAAAGAAGAGCAGAACUUCAAAAAGCUUAAAAGAUAUUUGGCUGCUGCAAGAGGCUCAGCACAUGAGCGUAAAUAUCUUCUGCAGCAAAAUGCUUCCCUGGAUCGCCUUCUUGAGAAAUCAAGUAUGAUCUCUGCAUGGGAGAAGCAUUGCGAGUUUGCAAAGGAGAAGAAAGAAAUAGCAAAUGAAUUGUGUGACAAUGAAAAGCUCAGUGAUUCAUAUCUGGCUCUUGGAGAAUCAUAUCAGAAGCUCAGAAACUUCAAUGAAUCUAUCAAAUGGUACAGAAAGAGUUGGGAAAUGUACAAAAAAAUUGGUAACUUAGAGGGCCAAGCACUAGUGAAAAUUGAUAUUGGUAAUGUUUUGGAUUCUGUUCGCAAUUGGCAAGGAGCACUUGCUGCAUUUGAAGAGAGCUACAGGAUUGCUGUUGAAGCUAACCUUCCUUUUGUACAGCUUUCUGCCCUGGAAAAUAUGCACUAUAGCAACAUGAUAAGAUUUGAUGAUGAGAAUGAAACCAGGAGGUUGAAACUUUUAAUUGAUCAGCUGAAGAAAUCACUAGAUACAGACCCUGAACCAAGAGAUACAAAAGAGGAUUGUUGCUCUGAGACUGAUACUGAAGCUGAUGGUUAUCUUUCAAACAGUGGGUCUGAAUCAAAAAUGGCAACUGCUCGAGAAGAUUGGAACGAUGACAUGCCCCUGAUGUCAGUCUUUCAGUCCAGAAAAAAAUCAUCCCAAAAAGCAGGUUUCAUGGAAGGUUUAAGCAACUCUGUUGAGGAACCUCAGCAGUCACCUCGAAGUAUGCCAAAAACUACCAGUCAGAAGGCUGUUGGUUCUAAACGUGUCCGUGUAAUCCUUUCUGAUGAUGAGGAGGAAGAGAAUGUUGAUGAGAUGGAGCAUUUAAAGAGAAAGCCCCGUGAUUGUCAGUUACAGGACUUCUCUACUACUGACACAAUAAAGAGUAAAAGAAGUGGUGCCAGUCCUGCAGCUAAAAUUCAGGUUGUCUCAGAGUAUGGAUCCAAGUGUCCAAUUAACGUUGAAGAUAGCAGUAGUUCUUUCAAAUGCCGGCAUCCUCACAGUGCCACAAAAGCUGCCAGCUAUUCAAGAUCUCUGAGCAAUGAUUUAGUUGCUGAACCUGAUAUUGCCAGUGGUUCAAAAUGUGAUACGAGUAUCUCUGGCAAACUAUUGCACCACGGAGCCGCCUAUCCCAUGAGGCGUAGUUCUGAACGAGACCAAGAUAUUACGGUCAAGAUUGAAAAUGACCUGAUUUACAUAGAAGCAACCUCAUUUGUUGCUAGUGAUCAGUUGAAGUCUGAAGUUGCAUGCUUAUAUUAUCUACAGCUUCCUAGAGAGAAAAGAUCUGAGGGUUUGUUGCCCAUUAUUCAGCACAUAAGAUGUGCUGGAAGAGAUCUAGAAUCCCUAGAAACUGUCGAAAAUCUUAAGGAAUGCGUGGGAGAUGACAUAGUUGAAGUUUCCGUUGAUGGAUGGGUUCAGAAACGCCUAAUAAAAAUGUACAUGGACUGCUGCGAGGAGUUGUCCGAAGUACCAAAUCUCAAGGUGCUCAAGAAACUGUACAAUUUAGAGGUUUCAGAUGAUGAGAUUAUUGUGACUGAGUGCGACCUGCAAGAUUUGUCAGUAACUCCAUUGUUAAAUGCUCUGCUUUCUCACAAGAGAUUUGCAAUGCUUGAUCUCUCUCACAAUAUGUUAGGAAAUGGAACAAUGGAGAAACUUCAGAAAGUGUUCGUGGCAUCAGGCCAAUCUUACGGCGGCCUGACUCUGGACUUGCAUUGCAAUCGGUUCGGGCCAACCGCAUUGUUUCAGAUAUGUGAAUGCUCAGUCCUAUUUGCACGACUUGAAGUGCUUAACUUUUCUGGAAACCGUCUUACCGAUGCAUGUGGAUCUUACCUUUCAACGAUCUUGGAAAAAUGUACUGCCCUCUGUAGCUUGAAUGUAGAGCGCUGUCACAUCACGUCUAGAACUAUUCAAAAGAUGGCCGAUGCAUUGGACUCUAAAUCUGUUCUUGUACAGCUUUGUAUAGGUUAUAACAACCCUGUAUCUGGAAAUGCUAUUGUUAAUCUACUGACCAAGCUUUCUACUUUGCAAAGGUUUUCUGAGCUGAAUCUGAGUGGUCUAAAAUUAGGCAAACCGGUUGUUGAUACGCUUUGCCAGCUUGCAGGGACCAUUAGUUUAUCAGGAUUAAUGCUUGGAAGCACGGGAAUCGGAAAUGAAGGAGUGAUGCAAUUAACACGAUCAUUGUUCAAUGGGACACAAGAGCUUGUGAAACUUGACAUAUCAUAUUGCGGGCUUACAUCUAGUAACUUUUUUAGUGCAGGUGUUUCUUCAUUUUCUUCCAUUCUUGAGCUUAAACUGGAAGGAAAUCCUAUUAUGCCAGAGGGCAGCAAUACCCUUUCUUCUCUGCUAAUGAACCCACAGUGCUGUCUAAAAGUUUUAGUCCUUAGAAACUGUCAGCUUGGGCUUACUGGAGUUCUCCACGUCAUUGAGGCACUAGCAGAGAACAACUGCCUACAGGAGCUUAAUCUAGCGGGUAAUGCUGCUCCAAACGAACUUUCUUCUCUACGACAUGACUCCUCGAUAAAAGGGUGCUCAGAGAACUUGGAGCAGAAGCCAGAUACUCGUGAAUUAAGUUCUCCCAUGAAAGUGGACAAAACUAAAGAGGGUCUUGGCACUCUCAAAAAUGCUAAUUGUGAGCUUGAAGUUGCUAACAAUCAAGAUGAUCGGACGAGAAUAGAAACUGGAACUUCUGGAAUUGAUGAUAGUUGUGCCAGUUCAAGUCAAAGAAAUUCUUCAUAUCCUAAAUGCCAUUUAAUUCGAAAACUUUCAACUGCUAUUGGUCUGGCAAACAACCUGCAAUUACUUGACCUCAGCGAUAAUGGUUUCUCUGCAGAAGCUGCAGAACUUUUGUAUGGUUCAUGGUCAUCGUCAUCUUUGCGAACUCGUUCAAGUCACAAGCACAUUACUGAUGAGGUUAUUCAUUUCUCAACCAGCGAAAAUAAGUGCUGUAGAGUGAAGCCAUGCUGCAAGAAAGAUUGAUUUUGUUUCUACUGAUCUGAUCGUUGUGGCAAAUGCUCGUGUGCGGUUAUGAACGUUUCCUCGUCCAGUUAUUAUUUCUUGUUAUUUUUUUAAGGUACGUAGAGUUUUGCUCUAGCUUCAUUUGUUACGU
This is a messenger RNA of Neltuma alba, 4207 nucleotides long. Its product is annotated as protein TONSOKU-like. Gene Ontology annotation, molecular function: protein binding. NCBI's taxonomy places the organism in Eukaryota, Viridiplantae, Streptophyta, Magnoliopsida, Fabales, Fabaceae. Gene Ontology annotation, cellular component: nucleus. The record is from RefSeq and is a predicted model, not a curated record. Gene Ontology annotation, biological process: epigenetic regulation of gene expression; response to DNA damage checkpoint signaling; meristem structural organization.